Gryllus bimaculatus (two-spotted cricket) is the source of this 934-nucleotide messenger RNA. The record is from the annotation of a GenBank genome assembly. Lineage: Eukaryota; Metazoa; Arthropoda; Insecta; Orthoptera; Gryllidae.
UUUGGUAGUACCGAAGUAUUAAGGAUGUCUUGCUGUGAAAUCAGACAAAACAUUAUUUCAGACUGAAGAAAUUCUGAUCGCGAUGGAAGAGACAGAUCUUCUAGCGGAAAAUAUUAUAAAAGUUGAAGAGGUAGACAGUUCUUGUUCGUUUCAUAUGUUUUUAAGUGACUUUAAGAAUUCGAUAAAAGUGGCAAAAAUAAUGAUCAAAGAAGAGCAUGCGGACAACGAAGAAGACUAUUGCUGGAAUUCCAUUGCAAAAGAUGAACCCAGUGAUUCACUGCAUUCAGUCAAAGAAGAAGAUAAUAAAGAUGAUGAGGAGUUGGAGCCUCCACUUGCUGUGUUUGUUCAGCCACUGGAGGAGCAAGAAGGAGUUUGUAUUGAAGAAACAAAGGAUCCUCUUGCGGCGUGUUGUGAAGGUGCUUCUGUUGCAACAAUGAAACCAGAAACUGCUUCAUGUUCCCCAGUUCGAGAAUUUCGUAGUGAUAUGCGCAACCUCACUGAUCAAAAAACUAUUCAGUAUUCAGUCUGUGAGAAGAGAUUCACUCGAAAACCGAAUUUACAUGAGCACAUGCGCACGCACACUGAAGAGAAACCUUUUCAGUGUUUCGUCUGUGAAAAAUGUUUCAGUCAGAAAGGACACUUAGAUAUCCACAAGCGUACUCACACUGGAGAUAAACAUUUUCAGUGUUCCGUCUGUGAAAAAUGUUUCAGUCAGAAAGGAAGCUUAGAUAUGCACAUGCGCAUCCACACUGGUAAUAAACCUUUUCAGUGUACCAUCUGUGAAAAGAGCUUCAGUGUAAAGGGACACUUAGAUACCCACAAGCGUAUUCACACCGGAGAAAAACCUUUUCAGUGUUCCGUCUGUGAAAAAUGUUUCAGUCGAAAGGGAAUAUUAAAGGGACACAUGCGCACGCACACUGGAGAUAAACCUUUU